AGGAUAACGGAGACCGUGGACGCCAUGGCGACGGCGUCCAAUUCCUCGGGCCAGACCACGCGAGAGCGCUCCAUCGUGACGCUGGAUGGGUAUGUGAGUCGAGGCCAGGCUCCUCCUUACUCGGUGCCUCGAGAUUACGCCAUGCUGCAGGAUUUCGCGGCGUAUCUAGAGCUGCGCCUCAAGUGUGUCAACAUGUCGAUGCUGCGUCGCAUCUUCGCCGACUUCCUCAACGAGCAGGAGAACACACUGGUCCCCAUGAUGCAGCAGGGCUGUACGAUCAUCACCAUCUACCCGGUGUUGAGAACCAGCGCGCAGAGACGUCAAAAGGCCGAAGCUCUGCUCGCCAAGCCAAAGCACUACCUGGAUGCACGCGGAUGCGUCUUCCUGUAUCUCCAGCACCGCACAGCGACGCGGAACAUGGCGCUACUUAAGCACUUGCUCCUCGAGUUCGUGUGCAGACGGGAGACGUCGCUGAUGGCGUUCGUGGAGAGAGGAUGUCAAGUGAUCAGCGUCAUUCCGUUUGAACUGCCGCAGAUGCUGCCACCGACACGUCCGCCACCGCCUCCAGUGACUCAAGAGUCUCCUUGCUCGGUGGAUACUGCAACCGAGCGACAGCAAGUUGUGUCGGAGCCUGUGGUGAAGACAACCACGAAGAAACGCAAAAGAAAAGCUGUGUCUAAAGCGUCGACAGUCUCAGCCUCCGCUGAUGACGCUGAUGUGGCUGCACCCGUGGCCACACAAAAGAAAACGAAAGGAAAACAGAAACAGCAGCCUGAAGUCUCAAUAUCUAUUGGAGAGUCUGAGGCCAGGACUAAGCGUCGACGCAGAAGUAGGGAGUCUACAACCAGAAAGAGUACAAGUGCGCCACCAGCGUCGAAUUCGGCUGCCGAGUUGACCCCAAAGCGUAGUAGAAGGACGAGGGCUAGCACGGCACCGCCACAGGAUGCAACAUCUGCAGCCGUUCCAGAGCCGGUCGUAUCAACUCUGAAGCGUGGGAGAAAAACAAAAGCUACCACGGCAUCACCACAAGAUGCAACCUCUGUAGCCACAGCAGCAGAGGUGGGGUCUGUCGUGGCAGAAGUUGUAUCAUCCUCUGCUAAAUCAGCUCCGAGUCGUGAGACUGACACGGUGCCGCUACAUGAAGCAGCCUCUCUAGCCACAUCGGAACCAGUGGAGCCUCGAUCGAUAAAGACAGCUAAGUCGACCAUUAAACGUGGCAGAAAACCAAAGACGCCACUACAAGACACUGACUCUGAAUCCGCAACGGAGACGGUGGAAUCUGCUGCGACGGAAGCUCAACCCGCUGCAAAAUCGACUCCAACGCGUGGUAAACAGGCAAUGGCUAGCCCUCUACCGCAACAAGAAGCAGACUCUGUAGCUGCAACGGAUCUAGCUGAUCCUGCUACGAUGGACACUGCUAACUCGACCCCAAAACGCGGCAAGAAGUCGAACUCUAGCUCUGAGAAUCCACUGGAUGCGACGCCUCCAGCCGUGUCGGAACUGGUCGCACCUGCUGUGGCGGAACCUGCUACAUCGACUCUAAAGCGUGGCAGGAAGGCAAAACCUCGCACGACGUCACUACAACAUGCAGCCACAGAAUCCGUACUGGACGUGGUCCAGUCUGUAUUGAACGACCUGGUAUCUCGAGUUUCUGGCGAGGUCCCAGUCCUGAAGCAACAUCGAAAACGCAAGUCCGAGGCUGAAAAGCUGAAAGCUAGCGAAGGAAAGUCACGCAAGCGCAGUAAAGCAGCAGGUGACAAGCCAGCCAAGCGAGGGAAGCCAGUGAUGAGCGAGGAAAUGUGCCGAAGCCAACUGGACUUAGCUCGAAAGAUGGAGGCUUUUGAGGCCCAGAUCCCGUGGGAGGCAGCCUAUAACAACUUGUCGCCUCCGUUCGACGAAGUAAAACACCCCACACUUGCGCUAAAAUUCCGCAAGUUCUGGCUCAAACACACACACGCUGUGUGGGAGCGCGAGUUCUGGGCGCCCAUGUCUCGCAAACUCAACCUCGCGGAGUUCAACAAACGCAACAACCGUCAACUCGCAGCCAAGAACGCGUUCGAGUCUCUGAUCAUUUGUGCGUACGAAGAGCUUGGCGCGGAGUUUUUCGUGAAAUUGGACUCGCAGAAGCCGCGACACCCUGGGUGGUGGUACCGUGGCCCCGUUGUGGCUCUGUUUGCGCUGCAGCAGAUGAAGGGCGAGGAUGCCAUGUGGGAGUACGUUAUGAACCAAGCUCUUAAACGCUUCCCAGACUGCAACCUGCCUCUUCCUCUGUCAGCCUCGAAUAGUGGUGCAAUGCGCAUCCGUCACAAACGAGAGAGUGUAUCCAUGUGGAUUGCCAACCACCAACAAACAGCGGGGAUUCUGGAAGAGAUGGCUGCAAUUAAGGCACAAGAAGAGGCUGGAACGGUGGAGGCUAGUGGCGAGUUGGAGAGUUCAGGAACGGAUUCUGUGGCCGUGUGAGGGGAUCAAGAUUUUUGUUAAAAGGCUGGGGUAGUCUGCCCGAAGAUUGCCAGUUGUGAAUAUGUGGAUAUCGUGGUAUUUAGGAAGAUGAGAAGACUACACGUCUACGGUAAAUAGUCUUACCGAGUCUAUUUUGUGUUUAUG
Phytophthora nicotianae INRA-310 is the source of this 2604-nucleotide messenger RNA. RefSeq lists its product as hypothetical. Gene Ontology annotation, cellular component: BLOC-1 complex. The transcript has a single exon. Bases 25 to 2460 code for a protein of 811 amino acids. NCBI's taxonomy places the organism in Eukaryota, Oomycota, Peronosporomycetes, Peronosporales, Peronosporaceae. The record is from RefSeq and is a predicted model, not a curated record.